GAGGUAUAAGUAGCAGCAGGCAAUGGCAGCAGCAGGCCGCAAAUCCAAAAAUCCAACGGACUAAUCUCCUCCUUUCCUUCCAUCAAUCGCUUUUAUUCUCCCUCCGCCUCUCUCUCGCCCUCUUCACAGCCUGAAACAGCCCAAUUUAAAUCCCAUGGCGGCCUUUGUAGGCCGCCGCCACUCCUCCCCUUUCUCCACUUCCCUCUCCCCUCUCACCACCUCCCCUUCCAACUCCCAUCCCCUCUCCUCCUCCUCCGACGACGACGACGAUGAAGUUGAAGACGAUGACCGAUCCAAUUACUACACCCCCAUGCCCGAACCCGCCUCCAUCGACCCCCGCGACUCCAACACCUCCGACAACUGGAUCCCCCGCCACCCUUCCCUCAUCCGUCUCACCGGCAAACACCCUUUCAACUCCGAACCCCCGCUCUCCCUCCUCAUGUCCCACGGCUUCCUCACCCCUGUUCCCAUCCACUACGUCCGCAACCACGGCCCCGUCCCCCAAACCGCUUGGUCCUCCUGGUCCAUCGACAUCUCCGGCCUCGUCCGCCGCCCCUGCCGCCUCUCCAUGGACUCCCUCCUCCUCGAUUUCCCCUCUUUCCAAAUCCCCGUCACUCUAGUCUGCGCCGGCAACCGCCGCAAGGAACAGAACAUGCUUCGCCAAACCAUCGGCUUCAAUUGGGGCCCCGCCGCCAUCUCCACCUCGCUCUGGCGCGGCGUUCGUUUGCGCGACGUGUUGAAACGCUGCGGAAUCAUGAGGACUCGCGACGGCGCCCUCAACGUUUGUUUUGAAGGCGCCGAGGACCUUCCCGGCGGCAAAUACGGCACUAGUUUGAGCAAGGAAGUGGCCAUGGAUCCGAGCAGGGAUAUUAUGAUCGCUUAUAUGCAGAACGAGGAGCUUCUGAAGCCCGAUCAUGGCUUCCCUGUUCGGAUGAUCAUGCCCGGCUUCAUAGGAGGAAGAAUGGUUAAGUGGCUCAAAAGGAUUAUCGUCACCACGAAGGAGUCGGAGAGCUAUUACCAUUACAGGGACAAUCGGGUUCUUCCUUCUCACGUUGAUGCCGAGCUAGCUGAUUCCGAAGGGUGGUGGUAUAAACCGGAGUAUAUUAUAAACGAGCUUAACAUAAAUUCGGUGAUUACAACGCCGGGGCAUGACGAGGUUCUUCAGAUCCAUUCAGUGGACGCUUAUACAUUGAGAGGCUACGCUUAUUCCGGCGGUGGAAGGAAGGUCACAAGAGUGGAAAUCACCGUCGACGGCGGCGAGACCUGGCAAAUCUGCGCCCUCAACCACCCAGAAAAACCCAACAAGUAUGGCAAAUACUGGUGCUGGUGUUUCUGGUCCCUCGAUAUCGACCCCCUCCGCCUGCUCUCCGCUGAAGACAUCGCCGUCCGUGCCUGGGACCAAACCCUCAACACCCAGCCGGAAAACCCCACAUGGAAUCUCAUGGGCAUGAUGAACAAUUGCUGGUUUCGCGUGCGGGUGGCCGUUUCCCGCCCGUCGGACGGCCCAAAAACCCUAACUUUCGAGCACCCAACCCAGCCCGGCAAUAAUCCCGGCGGAUGGAUGAGCCGCCGUCGGGAAAAUCCUAAUUCCUCAACAGAACUGACUCUUAAGAAGAUCGUCUCCGUCUCCGUGUCCUCGACCUCUAACGCCGGGUUCUCUAUAUCCGAGGUCCGUACCCAUUCCUCCUCCAGCUCCGCCUGGAUCGUCGUCCACGACAAAGUCCACGACUGCACUCCUUUCCUCAAGGACCACCCCGGCGGCGCCGACAGCAUUCUGAUCAACGCCGGCUCCGACUGCACCGAAGAAUUCGACGCAAUCCACUCCGACAAAGCCAAAUCAAUGCUCGAAACCUACUGCAUCGGCCACCUCGUCGUCACUUCCGACGCUAAUGCCGCAGCCGGCGACUUUAAAAACCAGCGAGAAAACAUCCCCGUCACGCUCGUCGCCAAAACCAGCAUUACGCGCAACCUCCGUCUCUUCCGCUUCGCACUCCCCUCGCCCCAUCAACUCCUCGGCCUGCCAACGGGCAAACACAUCUUGCUCUCCGCAAAAAUUAACCACAAGCUCUGUAUGCGCGCUUACACGCCUACGAGUCCGGAAGACGCGGCGGGCUAUUUCGAGCUUAUGAUAAGAAUAUAUUUUAAAGGGGAGAACCCCAACUUCCCCGCCGGCGGGCUUAUGACUCAGCAUCUGGACUCGUUGCCGCUCGGCGCGGCGAUGGAGAUAAAGAGUCCGGUGGGGCGCAUCGAAUAUGCCGGGAAAGGAAGUUUUGUUGUUGACGGAAAGAAGUUAAGCCGCGCGAGGCGGGUGGCGAUGGUCGCCGGCGGGACGGGAAUAACGCCGGUGUAUCAGGUGAUAAGGGCGGUUAUGAGGGAGGAGGAAGGGGUGGAGAUGAUGCAUUUGGUGUAUGCGAGUAGGUCGGAGGAUGAAGUAUUGAUGAGGGAGGAGUUGGAUGGGUGGGCGAGAGAGAAGCCGGAGAGAUUUAAGGUUUGGUAUGUGGUGAGUAAGGUGACGGAGGGGGUGUUGAGGGAGAAUAUUCCGAUGGGAGGAGAUGAGGACUGUUUGGCGUUGGUCUGUGGGCCGCCGGGAAUGGUUGAAGGUGUGGUUUUGCCGACUCUGGAGAAGAUGGGCUAUCAUGUCGGUAACGACUCUUGUCUUGUUUUCUGAUUGGGAUUGGAAGUGUAGAUAAGGAAUAAAAAAACAACAUAAUUAAGCGGUGGGAAACUUCUCAUGGAGGGAAAAUUAUUGGGUAAGG
This is a messenger RNA of Dendrobium catenatum, 2756 nucleotides long. Its product is annotated as nitrate reductase [NAD(P)H]. Gene Ontology annotation, biological process: nitric oxide biosynthetic process; nitrate assimilation. Bases 155 to 2668 code for a protein of 837 amino acids. Lineage: Eukaryota; Viridiplantae; Streptophyta; Magnoliopsida; Asparagales; Orchidaceae. Gene Ontology annotation, molecular function: molybdopterin cofactor binding; nitrate reductase (NADPH) activity; molybdenum ion binding. The record is from RefSeq and is a predicted model, not a curated record. The transcript is spliced from 4 exons.